AUGGAGCAAGCUUCACGGUGGCAACUCUUCAACACUUCAUGGACACUCCACCGUCUCUCCCCGCUCCACCAUGCCAAAGACUUUGAAACUCUCCUCAACAACGAAACCGCCUUAAAAGCAUACGCCACGCGAUUACGCGACCAACUUACCGGCGAUGUCCUCGCAGGCCUGCAUUCCGCCGCCACCAUCGCAGAAGAUGACUCUCUCUCCAAAACAGGCGCACUCCAAGACUGUCGAUGGGAGUUUUUCGCGACAGAGCCGUCGGCGGGGAAUAACCCGCGCUCUACCACUUCAUCAUUCCCGGGUAUUCUAGUGACGCUGGAAUACGAGAAUAUCACCUACAAAGGAGCACUCUUAUCUGAAGUGGACUCGAAUCUUCAACCGCGGACGGGUGUUACAGCUCUACCUUUACUGUUGACUAAAUUCCCCAACGCGCUGCGUCAAACAUUCAUCACAUUUUUGACGUCCAAUUUUGAUACGUAUGUCUCGAAUCUGCGACUUUCGUCGACCUUUUUGUGUGCUGGGUUGGAGGGGUUUGUUGCGGGGUUGGAGGGUGUGGUUGUUGAAGAUGUGAUUAAGGAGUUACAGCUUACGCUGGCUUUUUCACCGUCUGUUGCGCCGGCGUUAAGGAAUGUUAAUGUUGGGAUCCCUCGUGGGUCGUUGGUUGGGUUUCUUCGUGAGGAGAAGGGGACUUUAAAGGGGAAGGGGAAGAGUAUCCAGCGGAAAAAUCGGGUUCCUUUGAUCGCAAAUCUGACUGCUUAUUUGGAGACGCAUCUGGCGAUGAAUGUGGAUCUGGAUGGGUCGCGCCAGGAUAAGGUUGCUAGGCAGCAUGUUCGACUCUCGAAGGUUGCUUGUGCGGCGUUUGUGCUGGGAAGUGAAGGGCGGAUGAAGCUUGUUGUGGAUGACAGGAGAGCUGGGGAGGGCGACGAGGACGAAGAGCAGGAAGCUCCUUCUUUACGGGCGAGUGAGACGUUGCUUCGUGCUGUGAUUCGGAGGGCUAUGAUUGGCGAUCAAGUGACUACAUGA
Molecule: messenger RNA, 1026 nt
Organism: Penicillium subrubescens
Lineage: Eukaryota; Fungi; Ascomycota; Eurotiomycetes; Eurotiales; Aspergillaceae
Exons: 1
Coding region: 1-1026 (341 amino acids)
Source: RefSeq, a predicted model, not a curated record